Molecule: messenger RNA, 2645 nt
Organism: Eupeodes corollae
Lineage: Eukaryota; Metazoa; Arthropoda; Insecta; Diptera; Syrphidae
Exons: 3
Coding region: 925-2331 (468 amino acids)
Source: RefSeq, a predicted model, not a curated record
UAGCUUAAUGUUCUUGUUUCUUUUUAAUUUAAUUUUAAUUUUAUAAAUUAUUGUAUUUCUUUUAAACUUUUUUUUUUUUUUUAUUACCUUCGCCUCUGUUCUUGCACAAUAUUUAAAUUUAAAACGGAAUAAAGAUUACAAAUUUAAGGGCAAUUUGCAUACUUAAAUAAAUAGUGACGUUCAUAAAAGAUUCUCCCAUAAUAAUCACAUCACUCGGCAAUGUAACGCGUAGUUUAAUCUUUUAUUAAGGCAUCCAUCAAAUCAUUUUAUAGUCUCGUGUCCAAAAAUAAAAGUUUUUUUUUCUUUAAUGUUUGUUCUUAAAAUGUGGGUCAGUAAUUCUGGGAAGUCUUAGCGAAGCCCUAAUCAAUGUGUACUCGUAUUGUUAACUUAGUAGCAUCUUUUACUGUUUGUUUAAUAAGUGAGACAAGACUUCUCUCUAACAAAGGGUGUACCUAGUGACUUUUUACAGAUAAGGUCGCUUCGAAUUGCGCGUCAACAUCAACCCUUCAGCGAGCACUAUUGACAGAUUGACACCUUCAGUAUUGCAUUUACAAACGCGUAGCGCAACGCAACCCACCUUGGUAUCUGAGUGCACUGGAAUUGAUAGCUCUAAUACCCUUCAUGGAAAGAGCUUUAUUCUAAAAGUUCUUCAAGCUUUCGCAACUAUACUCACAAAAGCACACCCCUGCUCUGCUCUUACACGCUCACGGUCUUAAGUGCAUUGUUAUUGAUAUACGCCGCCGUCACAUAUUGGCGCUAAAUCAGUAUUAGAUAUUUGAGAUUAGUGAAAAAAAAUAAUAGAAUCUAAGCACAACGUGUAUAAAAGCUUUAUAGAUGUUUCGAAGAGCUAUCAGUCAGUGUUCAACCAUUAGAAAGACAACACAAUUCUGCAAAUAAGGAAAUCUAUCAAAAACUGUCAGAAAAAUGAUGACUUCAGAGGUACUACCAUCGGGUUUGCUGGAAGCAAUAGAGGAGAUUGUCGAAGAACAAGGUUUCGACAGCAAGUAUAUUUUGGAGACGAGUCCAUUGGCGGGCGUCGGUGAGAAUUCAUACGGUUUGGUGUUGGAGGCCAAGAUCAGUUGUCCCAAAAAGUCAAGAGAUCCAUUCUACUGCGUGCUAAAGAUUGCCCCUUCCAAUGAGGCCCGCAGGAUCCACAUGAGGGUGGCGGACUAUUACAAACGUGAGUUCUUCAUGUACAACCAGGUUCUGCGAGCUUUUCAAGAUAUCCAGGAGGAAGAGAGAAUCCCAACGGACAAAGCUUUCAAUGCCAUGCCAAAAGUUUACUACGCAUCGCUCAAGAACCUCGAGGAGUUCUUCAUAUUCGAGGAUCUGGUUGAGGGAGGAUUCGGCAGAAAUUCCCGAUCGAACUUACCAACCUUUGAUCUAGCCAUAACAGCCUUGAAAGCUCUGGCAAAAUAUCACGCAAUGUCAUUUGUCGUCCAGGCAAAGAGACCAAAGCUAUUCGAAAAGCUCAUCGGGGAACUACGCUUCAAUGACAACCUCUACACACCCAACAUGGAUCAAGUAACAAUUGAAUUCGCCAAGAAAUAUGUUCGACGGACAAAGUCAAUGAUCGCCGAUGAUAAGCACCGUUCCAAUCGAACAGAACUCUUGAAAGUUGUGCAAAUUUUCGAGGAUACAUUCAAGGAAAUCGCUUUAAAAGCUGUCGAUGGGGGUGAAUGUGCACCGUACUCGGUCAUUUGUCAUGGCGACUUCUGGAACAAUAACAUUCUCUAUCGUUAUGACGAACGUAACAACCCUAUCGAAGCAAAACUCAUCGACUUCCAGAUGUCUAGAUACGCCUCACCAGUCCUAGAUAUUGUACACUACCUCUUUGCUUGCACUGAAAAGGCGCUUCGUGAUGAACACUUUGAUGAGUUCAUGGACACUUAUCAUAGGACUCUUUCCGACCACUUGCGACUUUUUAAUUUGGACCCCGAGAUCAUAUUCCCAAGGUCUGUCUUCGAUAGCCAGCUCAAGACCUAUGGCCCGUACGGUUUCUGCAUGGCAAUAUUUUCAGUGCCGUUUUUUAUUUGCGAUUCAAGCGAUCUACCAGAUCUAGAUGAGGUGUCCGAAGCGAUCCAUGAACUCUCCUCCGAAGGAUCCGAUUCCGAGGAUAAAAAUCAAGAGCCAAACAAUAACGUUGUCUCGGAAAUGGAAAAGAAGAGCAGAGUUCUUGUGGAAGAGUUUGAGAUAUUAAAUGAGAAGACGCUGCCGAUAUUCAAAAGACGCCUAACCGGAAUUGUUCUCGACUUGGUUAAGUACGAUAUGGUCGAUGAAUUGUUUGAAUUUUGUAAGAACAUCCGAGCAAACAAAAUUACCACAAAUUGAGGGACUCACAACACAAAAAGGAUGCAAAGAGAGUUUUCAAUGAGGCGUAUGGAAAGUAUAUAAGCUGUCUAAGGCUACAAAACAAUUUAGUACCUUAUACAAAUUGUGUUAUUAGAUAAAAAAAAAACAAAUUGUAAUUAAAAUUAAUUAAAUAAACAGUAUUGUAAUUAAGUGUUUCAAAGUUCAAAUCAAAUUUUAAUGCAUGUAAAAUUAUUUCUAUGUAUUUUAAAAGAACAAUUUUAAUAUCAAAUUUAAUCUAAUUGUAAGUUUGUACAUUCAAAUUUUAUAAAUAAAUAAAAUGUCAUAAUAAAAUA